CCUGGAAUCUGCACCAAGCUUCCCCGUCUCCCAUCAGCUUCCACAUCCCCCCCCCUUCAGGUUCUACUCUUUCUUUCCUUACACACGACACCACGCCACGCCACACAGAACGACACAUCUAUCAGAAUCCACCGCCAUGCGGCCCAUCGACGACGCCAUCUGAAGGGACCGACCGCCCCUGCACAUCCUCAUUUCUCCCGUCUCGCGGCCCAAGCCCGACUCUGGACUCGGACGAUGGGACGCCCCGCAAGCUAGCAUGGAGGUCGCCAGUCCACGCAACGGCGAUAAUGGCAGCGGCAGCGGCAGCAGUGGCGGCAAUCGCGCGGCGGUCAGGCUGCCAGCGGAGCUGCUCCUGCACGUCAUCGAGUGCGUGCUGCCGGGUAACUCGCGCGCUCUGCUGCCUCCCUGGCACUCGUCGACGCGGACCUUGCUCUCCCUGACGAGGGUGUCGCGUGCGACGUACGGGCACGCCUCCAAGCUGCUGCGGCAGCGAUGCGUCUACGUCGACUCGAGCGUGCGGCUGGCGACACUGCUGCAGUGCAUUCCGCGGCUGGUGCCGACGCUGCCGCCGGUGCCGGCGCUGCGUAACGUGACGUCGCUCUACCUGACGCCGUUCGGGCCGUCGCUCGACGAUCAGCCGACGGCGGUGUGGGUGCGCGAGCUCCUGUGCGAGGUGUGCGAGACACUGCGGCGGCUGGUGGUGCAGAUGCCUUUUGGCAGCCUGGACCCCCUCGACGACCACCUCAACGUGCGGCGGACGCUUCGCGAGGGCUUCGAACAGCUGACGGGGCUCGACGAAUUCGUGUGUCUGGGUGAGUACCCGGCACUGAGCCUGCCCGAGGCGCCGACGGACGUGUGGCGCCUGUGGCCCAAGCUGAAGCGGCUCGCGCUGUUUGGCGUGCCGGCCGACAGCCACUGGCUGUGGUGGGACGUGGCGACGCUGCCGGACCUGGGCCACGUGGUGCUGGCGCGGGCGCGGCGGCUGGGCGAGACCAACAUCAAGGACGAGUACUUCCACAAGCUGCCGCGGGGGGACGAGCGGCUGGGGCGGCGGAUCCGGGUGGUGCUGCUCGACGCGGCGUGGGAGGUGCCGGAGCUGGACACGGCGCGAUGGGCGGAGAUUGACCCGGAGGGCCGGAUGACUGUCGAGGUGCACGAGGUGCCGGUGCCCUUUUACGGCGACGAGACGCCGCAGGAGCUGGUGACGGGCUGGGUCAAGCGGGGAGCGCUGGACGGGACGUUGUGGGAGUGGAGGGGCGAGCGCGUCGGGCCGUGAGCCUGCUGGGCUUUGGGGAGGGAGUCUUGCUUGGCAUUGGUUCGUCGCGGGCUUCGAUGCGGGACGAGGGAGGCCAUGAGCAUUCAUUACCUCGUUCCUCCGUGCGAGAGCGCCGGUGCGCAGAGCACGGGGAUACCCCGCGGACUGUGACGGGCCGGGGCGAUGGCGAGAAACGGGGCGCUGCUACGUAGUAACUUAGGAGAGGGUUGCCACGACAAACGACAUACCGCCAACACCACCAGCAAAUGACUUGUCUUUGUCUGCGAGUUGUACAUACGAACUUGUUACUGAUGCAGGUCGCGAUGCAGCAGCACUCGUGGUGUCUCUCGCGGCGGGCGCGCCGUGACAACGGAUCGGGUUGGGACCAAGAGUGCUGCUGUCCGUACCUUGCAGCAGUUGUUGUUGCAGUUGUGUCGACAUACAAUAUGAUAGGUAUGACAUUGCCAGCCCCGAUCGAAUGUUCCAUGGAAGCGUCGCAACGGGCCCCGGCAGCCAGGGCAGCCAGGCCGUCCCGUCCCGAGGGUGUGGGGGGGAGGGUCGCGAGACGUGCGACCUGAGCGGAGCUGAUGAGAACAGCCUGAUGGGGGAGGGGGAGGAGGAGGAGGAGGAGGAGGAGGAGGAGGAGGGCCGGGCAUGCCGAAGAGGCCCGCCUCCGCAUUGUGUGUUGCCCAACAAGACGCUGCGCUGCACCUCGUGCACGUCGGUGACGACGACGCGGCGUCCGUCUUUCGUUGUCUGUGAUGUACGGAGUACAGUACAAUACGGGUGCUUGGGUGGUAGGAACACUCACACACGCCGUAGAUGAUCAAGGGAUGGAUCGAUGGAUGGAUGGGGGGCGCAGUCAUGUCGACGCCCAGGCUUGUACACGUUCAUCGCAUCACGCAGCUUGCUGCGGUGCAACGUCAAGACAGCAACGCCAACAAGCAAAGACAGUUUUGGAA
This is a messenger RNA of Purpureocillium takamizusanense, 2217 nucleotides long. RefSeq lists its product as uncharacterized. The record is from RefSeq and is a predicted model, not a curated record. Lineage: Eukaryota; Fungi; Ascomycota; Sordariomycetes; Hypocreales; Ophiocordycipitaceae. The coding region runs from base 257 to 1276 and encodes 339 amino acids. The transcript has a single exon.